This is a messenger RNA of Fulvia fulva, 423 nucleotides long. RefSeq lists its product as uncharacterized. The transcript has a single exon. The coding region runs from base 1 to 423 and encodes 140 amino acids. Lineage: Eukaryota; Fungi; Ascomycota; Dothideomycetes; Mycosphaerellales; Mycosphaerellaceae. The record is from RefSeq and is a predicted model, not a curated record.
AUGAUCUUGACCACCCACUACGAUAGGCUUUACGACGAAAGACAGAAGAAGGAUUUCCAGCCAUCUGAGCUGCUUAACAAGCUGUACAAGGAUAUUACCGAAGCAUACGUUGCAAUGCUUGAGCUUGCAUAUUCGAUUCAUCGCUACCUGGAAGCAAGUGGCCUAGCACGACUUCGUCAUGCUUUGAAAGACCUGACAGGCCAGGAGCUUAGCAAGUUCACAGCUCGCACCGAACGAUUGCGCAGUCAGAAGUUGAAGGUUCUCGAGGCAAGCGAAGGUGCCUUCCAGGACCGGACAGCAAGGCAACUUGGCGAAGUCACAGAAGCUGCGGAGGCCAUCCGAGCCAAUGUUCAAGCGUCAAGAACUUUCAGAAAGUCUCGGAAGAGUUCAUCAGUUCUCAACUCGCUCUCCAGGAGGACUUGA